ACGCCUUUUGAUCAAAUCAGAAUACACUUGUAUUUUGCGCAUAUGUUUAAACUUUAUUUCUGAGAUGGUCGCUGCAGGUGGUGCCGGAGGAAGAUUUGGAGAUCUUGCCCUUCCGUACAGGACGAGCAAAUAACGUGCGAUCUUGAGAGAUCGGACCGACGUUCCCGAGUUGAACAGUGAGAAUUGCGUGAGGGUCCCUUAUCGAUGUGAAAAUGGAUCGUGGUUUACUGUCGCGAGCGAUUUUCGGAAUGUUGUUGCUCGGACUUCUUACACCGGCAAGAACUGAUGGGGGGUGUGUUUUCAGUGGAAAAUCCCAGAGCGACUGUCAAGGAACCAAAGGCGAUAUGGGUGAGCCUGGGUUUCCUGGCUUAAAUGGUGUACAAGGAAGGCCAGGGUUUCAAGGAAAUGAGGGUCCUCCUGGAGACCAUGGUCCAAAAGGAAAUAUGGGAAUUCCAGGCAUCCCCGGACCCAAAGGUUCCAGGGGAGCUCCAGGGAAUGCAGGAUUCUUGGGCACACCAGGGCUUCCUGGGUUCCCUGGGAAAAUGGGACCUAGGGGGCCUCCUGGUUUACCAGGAUGCAAUGGCACAAAGGGUGAACCCGGUACACCAGGCAUUAUAGGACUGAGAGGGCAUCCUGGCCCACGGGGAUUUCCAGGCAUCCAAGGACAUAAGGGAGAUACCUAUUACUUCCCACCCAGCAAUGCAGUGAAUGGACUUCCUGGUCUUCCUGGUAGAAAAGGAGAGAAAGGUCUGCCAGGGAUGCCAGGGUUACUGGGACCACUUGGACCAGAGGGGCCUAGAGGUGCAACAGGAAUACAAGGAUUUCCAGGGAUCCGAGGAGAGAAGGGCCUGGAGGGUCGAAGCAUGGGAUUAUCUGGGCCCAGAGGUCAAAAGGUCAGAAUUGCCCUCUUAUACCUUGACUUCUGA
Myxocyprinus asiaticus (Chinese sucker) is the source of this 926-nucleotide messenger RNA. Its product is annotated as collagen alpha-1(IV) chain-like. The transcript has 12 exons. Lineage: Eukaryota; Metazoa; Chordata; Actinopteri; Cypriniformes; Catostomidae. The record is from RefSeq and is a predicted model, not a curated record. Bases 213 to 926 code for a protein of 237 amino acids.